This is a messenger RNA of Ambispora leptoticha, 300 nucleotides long. NCBI's taxonomy places the organism in Eukaryota, Fungi, Glomeromycota, Glomeromycetes, Archaeosporales, Ambisporaceae. The record is from the annotation of a GenBank genome assembly.
CCAUUUCAGGAAUGCCUUUGCCGGUGUUGCAGAAAGUAUUAGGACACUCUAAAAUCUCUACUACUGCCUUAUACAUUCGGGAUGGAGAUUUAAUCACCCGAAUAAUUGAAGAAUUCUUGGAAGAAACCAAAAAAUCUUUACUAAAAGGUGAAGAAAUCAGAUUACAAGGUUAUUUCACUUUAAAAACUGCCAUGACUACUCCACGAAUAGCCAUGAACCUCCAAACUAAGAAAAAGAUGAAAGUUCCCGCUAAAAGAGUGCCAAAGUGCAAGUUUAGUUUAGGUUUGAAGGAGGAGAUUA